Molecule: messenger RNA, 609 nt
Organism: Serpula lacrymans var. lacrymans S7.9
Lineage: Eukaryota; Fungi; Basidiomycota; Agaricomycetes; Boletales; Serpulaceae
Exons: 6
Coding region: 95-361 (88 amino acids)
Biological process (GO): respiratory electron transport chain
Cellular component (GO): mitochondrion
Source: RefSeq, a predicted model, not a curated record
AAUCCAUUCUCCAAUAUGCAGGCAUUGACCAGUAUAUUGACCUAUUGAACGCUACUUUAACGUUUCAACAGCUGAUUCAUGGUAACCGAAUAACAUGGCUUCUCAACCCACUCGUCUACGCGUGCUAGCGCUCUACAAGGAACUUCACAGACUGGGGCGUGAUUAUGAUCCUUCUUAUAACUUUCAUGGGAAACUGAGGAGGAUGUUUGAGAAGAACAAAGACCUCACGGAUGAGGCAGAAAUCGAGAAAGCCAUCAAGUUUGGAGAGUACAUUAAGAAUGAAACGCUCGCUCUGUAUUCAUUACGCAAGUAUCGCCAUCUUAGAAGGAUGUAUCCACCAAAUACAAAACCUGACAGUUAACGGAGUUCACAGCUUGUUUUUUUUGAAGAUCAGCAGGUAUCGCCUUGGCUCUGGAGGAGCCAAAUCAAGUAUAUCUACAUCCAAAGCUCCGUCUCGGACCUGGCGUUUCAGUGUGGCGGUCCUAGAAAGCGCAAGUGGUCACCGGAAAUGUUAGUCAUAUCGCUGUAUCUUGGCAGUGUAAGGUCCACUAUUUGCAUAUUUAGUUGGUUCGUCGUGUUUUACAGCAAUUGACAGCUUUUAUUGAAUUC